CAAUUGAUAAGUUCACAGUAAACUUUUAUUAGUUCAAAGCUGGAAAAAUGCUGGGUCGAAGUUCUUUAACACUGCUGCUCAUUGGCUUGGUGGUAUCCGAGUUCUUAAUCGGGGAUGUGAGUGGAGCACCACCCAGGAGGAACGUAAACGAAAAAGACAUAGAUGGAGAGACAGCUCUGCAUAGAGCUGCUUAUGCUGGCAAUUCGAGUUUAGUUCAAAGACUCAUCGCUGAAGGAGUCGACCCCAAUAUUAGAAAUAAUUUUAAUGUGACAGCUCUGGAUCAUGCUGCUAUGAAAGGUCACAAGAGUAUCGCCGAACAUCUCGUCCACAAUGGAGCCAAUGUUGAUGCUGAACCUAAUACGAAAUGGACACCUCUUCAUUCAGCCGCAUUCUGUGGUCAUGAGAGUGUCGCUAGACUUCUCAUCCGUAAAGGAGCAAAUGUUAAUGUAAAAAAUAAUUCGAAUCAGACUCCUCGUCAAGUAGCUAUUAACAAUGGUCACAACAAGGUCGCCAAACUUUUGAUCGGCAAUUCGAAUUUUGUUCAAAGCCUCAUCGCUUUAGGAGCCGACCCCAAUAUUAGAAAUAAUUUUAAUGUGACAGCUCUGGAUUAUGCUGCUAUGAAAGGUCACAAGAGUAUCGCCGAGCUUCUUAUCCACAAUGGAGCCAAUGUUGAUAGUGAAAAUGACAAGAAAUGGACACCUCUUCAUUCAGCUGCAUUCUGUGGAGCCAAUGUUAAUGCUGAAACUAAUAUGAAAUGGACACCUCUUCAUUUAGCUGCUCAGAAUGGUCAUCAGAGUGUCGCUGAACUUCUCAUCCGUGAAGGAGCAAAAUUUCUUGAUAAAAAUAAUUUGAAUCAGACUCCUUAUCAGUUAGCUAUUAACAAUGGUAAAGCUGACUAA
Messenger RNA from Sitodiplosis mosellana (orange wheat blossom midge), 899 nucleotides. Its product is annotated as ankyrin repeat and protein kinase domain-containing protein 1-like. Gene Ontology annotation, molecular function: protein binding. The record is from RefSeq and is a predicted model, not a curated record. The transcript is spliced from 11 exons. The coding region runs from base 48 to 899 and encodes 283 amino acids. Lineage: Eukaryota; Metazoa; Arthropoda; Insecta; Diptera; Cecidomyiidae.